Molecule: messenger RNA, 944 nt
Organism: Cryptococcus amylolentus CBS 6039
Lineage: Eukaryota; Fungi; Basidiomycota; Tremellomycetes; Tremellales; Cryptococcaceae
Exons: 5
Coding region: 117-833 (238 amino acids)
Biological process (GO): CDP biosynthetic process; UDP biosynthetic process
Cellular component (GO): nucleus; cytoplasm
Molecular function (GO): UMP kinase activity; ATP binding
Source: RefSeq, a predicted model, not a curated record
CCGCCGGCUUUCCGAAUCGUCGUCAUUGCCUCGAGCCAGCCUCGAGUAAAGCUUUGUGGCAUACAUAUUCUUCUACAUUCACCUUCCAACAAACCCAGACAGCAAAGCACGUCGAGAUGUGCGCAUCCCAACGACAGCAGCCCUCAAGUCAGACAGACCUCGACAGCUCGAAGACAUCCUCUGAUCCCUCUUCGACCGAUGAUAAGAAACCUCUUUUUGAUGCGAGCCAGGUGACUGUGGUCUUCGUUCUCGGCGGUCCUGGAGCAGGGAAAGGCACACAAUGUGGAAAACUGGUCGACGAUUAUGGAUUCAAGCAUCUUUCGGCUGGCGACCUCCUUCGUGAAGAGCAAUCCAGAGAAGGUUCAGAGCUUGCAGAAAAGAUACACGAAUGGAUGAAUGAGGGCAAGGUCGUUCCUGUCGAGGUUAUCAUGACUCUGUUGAAGAAAGCUAUGGAAUCCUCUCUAUCCUCCCCACCCUCUUUACCCGGAUGGUCCUCCACCCAAGGCCGAUUCCUCAUCGACGGCUUUCCUCGAAAGAUGGAUCAAGCGACAGAGUUCGACGCCGACAUCUGUGAAGCCCAAGUCGUACUGUUCUUCGAAACAGAAGAGGAGAUCCUGGUGCAGAGGCUGAAGGGAAGAGGGAGAGAGGAUGAUAACGAAGAGAGUAUCAAGAAGAGACUACGUACAUACAAGGAAACAUCACUACCAGUCGUGGACUACUACCAAGAGAAGAAUAAGGUCCUCAAGAUCGACUGCUCCCCUUCCCCCGACCAAGUUUACAACACAGUCAAAGAAGAGCUUGGCGCACGUAUUCCUUUGGAGAAGUACCGAUAGUCAAAGUAGUCGGCCAGUAUACUAGUUGUACACCCAUCAUGAUCGCCAGAUAUCUUUGUAAAGGGAAUGAAAGACGUACUAAUGGUCCAAAGGAUGAAUCUACUACAAGAG